This is a messenger RNA of Plasmodium knowlesi strain H, 1839 nucleotides long. RefSeq names its product ubiquitin carboxyl-terminal hydrolase 14, putative. Gene Ontology annotation, molecular function: cysteine-type deubiquitinase activity; proteasome binding; protein binding. Lineage: Eukaryota; Apicomplexa; Aconoidasida; Haemosporida; Plasmodiidae. Gene Ontology annotation, biological process: proteasome-mediated ubiquitin-dependent protein catabolic process; protein deubiquitination; regulation of proteasomal protein catabolic process. The coding region runs from base 1 to 1839 and encodes 612 amino acids. The transcript is spliced from 2 exons. The record is from RefSeq and is a predicted model, not a curated record.
AUGACAAUUGUUAAUGUGACAGUAAAAUGGAAGAGUCAUGUGUACAACGAUCUACAACUCGACACGUCUAAGCCCAUCUUGACAUUCAAGGAGAUUCUCUGGACUCUCACCAACGUUCCUCCAGAAAAACAAAAACUGAUGUAUAAAGGCCUCAUCAAAGAUGAUACAGAUCUAUCCACAUUAAACAUAAAAAAUAAUGACAAAAUUAUGUUAGUAGGUUCAGCGGAGACUUUAGUAGAAGGGCCAUCCCAUGUAGUUUUUGUGGAGGAUCUCUCCAAAGAAGAUAAAGAGAAAAUACACGCAAAAGAAAAUAUCCUUUUUGAAGAUCAAGGAAUUGUGAAUUUAGGAAACACCUGCUACUUCAACGCAGUAUUGCAAUUCUUAACAUCCUUUGACGAUUUAGGAUCUUUCCUUUGCAACAUAAAAAGAAAGGAAAAGUAUUUAUUGAAAUCCACAAACGAUAUUUUAUUCGAUUCAUAUAUUCACUUUUCUCAAACGUUUGGAAAAUCUCCCGAACCAUAUGUCCCUCUAGAAUUGUUGAAAUCCUUUAGGGAUGUGUUUCCAAAAUUUAGAACUGUAAAUUUAAGGACGAAACAAUUUGCACAACAGGACGCAGAAGAAUGCAUGAACGCCAUUCUCACGUCAUUGAAUGAUCAUACCGAGUGUAAAAUUAGUGAUAAGUUAUUUUCGUUUAAGGUGAUCAGUAAAAUUAGAUGCAUAGAGGACGAUGCUACAGGGGGAGAGAAACCAACUAAGGAAAACGCUUCAGGGGAUAACGCACCAAGUGAAAACACACCCAAUACACUCCAAGGUGAAGAAAUAGAAACAACAGAAGAGUUCCACAAUAAACUAAUAUGUUACAUGGGAACACACACAACCCCUGUGAACCACAUGCAUGAAGGAAUACGACUAUCCUUGAUUGAAAAAAUCCAAAAGCAGCGAUCUGAGGAUAGUAAGGAAGAUGCCUUGUUUGAAAAAAAAUCAGAAAUGAACUCCCUCCCUCCAUAUCUAAUUGUUCACUUUUUACGUUUUGAAUCAAAGAAGAUCUCAGAGUCGAAUAAUGCCAUUUCCGUCGUUACUGCCAAGAUAUGCAGAAAGGUCAGUUUCCCAGAAACGUUUGAUAUUUAUGAUUUCUGCACAGAUGAACUAAAGACUCAAUUGAAAGUAGCUAGGAAUAUUGUGAUGAAGAGGAAGGAAGCGGACUUGAACGCCCGCGGGGGUGCCGAAGGUGUCGGAGGAAACACUGCCACAAGUCCGCAGAAAAAGGAGGGCGUGAACGAUAAUAGUGUCAAUGAGAGGGCAAACGACAGCACGAACGGUGUUACGAACGGUGUUACGAACGGUGUUACGAACGGCGCUACGAACGGCGCUACGGACGGCGCUACGGACGGCAUUACAAACGCUGUUACGAAUGCUGUUACAAACGCUGUUACAGACGCCGUGACGAGCGAUGAGCCAACAGCUGCGAACCAUGUGGAUGAUAAGGGUAGCAGACCAACGGGGGAUUUGACGGAAAUCCCCACGGGGGAAUAUGAAUUAAUUUCAAUAAUCACACACAAGGGGAGAAAUGAAGAAAGUGGUCAUUACAUUGCUUGGAAGAAAAUGAGGAGCUCCAUAGGCACAGAUAGCAAUACGUACAAAGAAGAACUAACAGGUAAUAAAAAAAAAGGAAAGGAUUCCUUGUGGUAUAAGAUGGAUGAUGAUAAGGUAAGUACUCAUAAAUUUUCUUCCCUUGAUUUAUGUGGAGGGUGUAGUGAUUUUAACAUAGCUAUAUUGCUUUUGUAUAAACGAAAGACCCUGUUAUGCACACAGGAAGAGUUGAACUCCCAUGGGAACUGA